Messenger RNA from Metschnikowia bicuspidata var. bicuspidata NRRL YB-4993, 792 nucleotides. RefSeq lists its product as uncharacterized. The coding region runs from base 88 to 702 and encodes 204 amino acids. The record is from RefSeq and is a predicted model, not a curated record. Lineage: Eukaryota; Fungi; Ascomycota; Pichiomycetes; Serinales; Metschnikowiaceae. The transcript has a single exon.
CAGAGUCCCGGCGCCGUCGCUCCAUAUCCUGAAUAUUUGACUUUCUUUGACUUGAUUGGUUUUUUUUUUGUCUUUUUUCUGUCCUUCAUGUCUUUUUUCUGUCCUUCAUGUCUUUAUUUUGUCCUUCAUGUCUCUAUUUUCUGUCCUUCAUGUCUCUAUUUUCGUUCAUUGAUCUCUCCAUUGUCUGUCUUUCUUGUCUGCCUUUUCUCGCCCAACGUGGCGCCGCUGGUCCUCUCGUCCAUCGACCCACCAGAUACGUCACCGCAGCCCUCGCUCCCCCACAUUAUUCCUGCCCGCGCCCGCGGAAAACACUGCGCGCUUCCGCCCGCUCUUUUUUUCCCCGCCAACAUCGAGCGCCUUGCCCCAGCAAAAAGUCUCCCGCUCCACACCAGCACCCCUCCAGUAAAAGCGUGCCUCAGCGAGCCUCAAGCACAGUGCCGGUCCAGCCCCUGUUCCCGGCGCCACCCGCUUGUCCCCCCUUUCCCCAACCCCCGUUUCCUCUGUACGCUUCCGGCCCUAUUUUCUGGAGCGCCAGGUGCGGGUCUUGUCUUACUAAGAAACCUGGUCUGGGUCCCGCCCACUAUUUAUUCCCCCCACAGCUGCCACGUUCUGCGAGCAGCCGGACCAUCCAAAAGACGUUUGGACCGCCACCCCGUCCCCGGCCUUGCGUGCCUUCCUGUGUUCUGCCUGGAUUGCGGGUGAACACUGCACGCUCGUAUAGACGGCCGUUUUUCCUGCCGCUUGUGGCACUCCGUCCCUACUAGCCAGCCCGUGCCCACAAACACCCGGCGG